CUGUAGACCUAAAUAUUGGGUCAUUCAUUAACAGAUGACGUGAUAAACCUAAAAAUAGUCCGGUCCGUAAAUUUAUCCAAUAAAAACACUAUCUACUUGUACUUUGAACUGUUUUGUGCAGGACGAACUUGCUGGCAUUAGCUGCUCAGUGGUUACAAGCACAGCACUGCACGGCAGCAUCGCAUUUUUUGUCAUCCGUCAUUUUAUUGUCCCUUUGGUCGGCCAUUUUGGAGUUAGCUCAUAUUCGCAGCGUAUUUUUGAGCCGACUUUUUUCCAGAAAGCAGCAAAUUAAAGCGAAGAUGCAGCCGAGUCAAGUUCCCGCGUACCAAUCUCACCAGGCCGUUCAGAUGCAAGCGGCUCCCCCGGCGCAGGCCUUCGCCCCUCUUGGGCCCAGCAGGUACGCCUGCGGGGCCAAAACACUGGGCAUCCUCCAGAUAAUUCUGGCGGCCGGAUCCGCCGUUGCGGGUACUGUGAAUAUCAUCGCAUUUUCUACUCUUAGCGUCGUAGCCUGUCCAAUUUGGGGAGGUCUUAUGUUUUACCUUCCGGCCGGGAUCCUGGGUGUCGUUUCUGCGUGCGUGUCUCCUUCUUCUCGAAGAUGUGUGGCCGUAGGAUGGAUGGUGAUGUCUAUUCUAGCCGCAGUCAUGGCAGGUGGAAAUAUUAUAUAUGCAGGCAUCUCCAUCGCCACUGACCAAUAUUACAACGGGACGCUGGUGAUGGCCAUGGACGGCAUAGUGACGGUCGUCAGCCUGGCGGAGCUGAUCAUCGCCAUAGUGUCUGCCGUCUACUGCUGCCUGAUCAGGGGCGAGCUGCCCUCCCAAAACACCCCCACGAUUCAGUACAUGACAGCGCCCGCAUACCCGACCACGGUGGUAACACCCGCACCAGGACCCCCAGCCUACGCAGCCACACAUGCCCACGUUGUGCUGUACCGUGGAGGUGCAACCGCCGGUCCCCCUGCCCCGGCCGGCUACUACCAUCCCGCCCAAAAUGCACCCAAUGUGAUGAUGACCCAGCCGGCGAUGCCCGGCACCGUACAGACAGUCAACCUGCCUGAACCCAAAAUUUAACUGGGGGAUUGGGAAUAUGUUUGCUCCAACUUGACGAUGUAGAAUACCUACUUCCUUAUCCGCGUUUACUUUUUCAUAGAUUGUGGCGGUUUGUUUUACAAUGAAAUAGUUUAAAACAGAUUCAAUGAGAGCUUGUCCAUAAAAUGAAUCAGUUCUUUAGAUUAUCACCUUGCACAUUCUAAUCCAUUGUAAAUUUGUAAUGACUAUAUACUGCAUAAGUGGAAAUCUUAUUAAUUAAGCAAGUAGUGUAUUAUUGCUUGAAUUUUAUAUAAGGUUAUACUAGCUCUUUUUAUUUGCAAACACCUGCAGAUUUUGUCACAAUUGCUUACAACAGUUGAUGCUGUGGUCACGUGAUAUUUCUAUUUUGCACUGCAUGUACAUUGCACAUCGCUAGAAUUAUGAAUGCUUUAAUCAUUUUGACGUGAAUUCUUUUUUUUCUUUACUGUGAAUUGUUUCCUUAUAAGAUAAGAAGGUAUUCUAAAGAAUGUAAAGAAUUAUAUACCAAAGUAUUUUUUUAAAAUUAAAAUCGGUAGACUUCGAUUUAGUAUCUAUUGAAACAUCCUCUUUCCACGCCAAGCGAAGCAAAAACAAAAAACCUCAGUGACAUGUAAAGUAUAGUUACUACUUACAAUCAUAAAUGAAUGACUAAUAAUUGUAGACUACGCAAAAUAUGACAAUGAAGGAUUAUUCCCCCCCCCCCAAAAAAAAGAAGGAACGAACGAAAAAAAUCGAUUUAGAAUGGACCUAGAUGAAUUUCAAAUUAUUAAUGAAACUUGGAACUUUUGUUGAGAGGACUUAAAAAAGGAAAGGUCCUUAAUUCAUGCAAUGGCUUAGCACUGCAGAAUCUUGGAUUCAAUUUGAAAUUCAUCUGUGGCCACUAGGACAUAUUUUUUAAACGAUGGGGGCGCUGUCGACGCCAUUUGUUUCUGCGAACAAAAUAAUCGAAACAAGAACGUUUAUUGAAGCCAUUUAUCAAUUUCACUGUAAUCUAAACAUUAGAAAUUGCAUAAAUGUAUCGCGUUUUUAGCUGCGGGAUAGCAGCUCAACAAAU
Molecule: messenger RNA, 2118 nt
Organism: Patiria miniata (bat star)
Lineage: Eukaryota; Metazoa; Echinodermata; Asteroidea; Valvatida; Asterinidae
Exons: 6
Coding region: 300-1067 (255 amino acids)
Source: RefSeq, a predicted model, not a curated record